CGCGGCUCAGUGUGUUGUGCCCCGCUAGACAGAGCCGCCCGCCACAGCUGUGCAGGGUUAGCGGGGCGGGGCGUGUGCUGCGGGACGUUUACCAGGCGUGUGCAGGGCGUGUGCUGCUCUCCACGGGCGUUCCUGAAGGCGGUGCAGCUGGAUGACCUGAGCUCCGACAGUGACGACGAAUACUUCGAUGUUGUGCCCCUGCCGGGCCUGCGGCCUCCGCCCUUGCCCCCGCCUGAGACCUCAUCCGCCGCCUCGCCCCGGCAGGGCCUGCACAACAAGCUCCUUUCCGCCUCGCUCAACCCCCCCACCCACAGCAGGAGCCUCCCCGCUGUGAACAAAGGGCCGCCUAAGCGAACCAUGGGAAACAACCCCGCCCCCGCCGCGCCCACGCCGGGAACAGACACGCCCACACAUGGGGCCGACAAGCCCCCAGCAGCAGCAAUGCCCUCUCCCAAAGCCCCCGCACCUCCCCCUCCCUCAGCUGCCGCCCUGAAGGCCCCUGACAGACCCGCGCCGCAGCUCCCUGCUGGCUUCUCCGUGUCGCGGAGCGGCAGUGUGGUGAGCAGGGGGGAGGGUGUGAAGAAGUACCCCGCGCCGCAGCCUCCCAAAGACCCCAAGACCACAAAGGACUCCAAGGAUGUGAACGACGCCAGCAACUCUAAGGACGCCAAGGAUGGCAAAGACACCAAGCAGGAAGGCGAGGCGGGGACGCCGAACAAGCCAGACUGUCCUGAGGCCAACACAGACAGCAAGCCGCAGAGUGACUCGCUUGACAAAGCGUCGCAGAACAAAGCGAAUUCCGCCGAGGCGCCGCCAAGACCCGGCGCUGCCAUCACUCCUGCCAGCAGCGGCCUGGUCAGGACAGGCAGCGACGCAGACAAGGCGUUUGGCGCCACCCCGAAGCCCCGCCGCGCCCCCUCCUUCAAGAAGUACCCCGCCCCGCAGCCUCCUGCCGCGCCAGCCAGACCAAAGUCCGAUGGCGCGAAUUUGAAUCUUGCGCGAGAUGACGUCCUCGCGGGUCUCGACUGGCAGCGUUCCAAGCCUCCUCCAGCCGUCCGUCACGGGACUCAGCGCGGCGCCCAGCUCGUCAAACCUAUCAGGGAGAGAGAAGAAGUCACCUGACGCUCAAAGCUGUCUGUCGGACGUCAAGGGAGAGGAGGAGGCGACGGUAGCUAAGCCAAUGCCUCAGAGCCCACCUGAAGGCAACCCCAGCUCCACUCUCUCCGCCAGGAAGGUGCGCGCUGGGAGUCCAGUGCCGGAGAAAGUGCUGCUGUCAGGUAGGAAGGCACCCUUGCCCCCUGUGGUGACCGGGAAGCUGAAGAUCGCCACGAGUGACUCCACGACCACGAUGAAGCAGGAUUUGGACAAGGCGUCUUCUAGUGCCAAGGUCGCGGCGAAGGAGGAGGAAGCCAAAGACAGCGGAAGAAAGGCAGCGAGUAAGUCAGCCAAGGUGGAGAGUAAAGAACCAGCACCCGUGGAGGACAAGAAGAUACAUAAUGGCGACCUGGCCCGCAGUCCCUCUCCUGAGAAGACCCUUGGCAAGAAAAAGGAGGGGAAGCAGACCAAAACCACGGACACGGCGAACAGUAGCAGCGGCCAGCAACAAGAUAACGCUUCGAAGAGCAAGAAGGCCGCCAAGACGGAGACCAAACCAGACGAGAUAACCAUAAACCAUGUGUGUAAUGGAACGCAGGAGCCUGGAGAGGAGAAGGCUUCCACUGACGACCAGAAGCACAAGAAGAUGAAUGGAACACACACUGAGGAGGACCCAGGCAGCAGGAGCAGCUCAGUGGCUAGCGACGUGACUUCUCCUGACGUGUCCCAGAAGACCUACAAACGAACCCGGAGCGGAAAAUUGGCGGGAAUCAUGAACAAGUUUGAGGUUGAUGAGCCAUCGAAGGGCAGCGACAAGGUGAAGCCCAAGAAGGUCGGCAAAAUAUCGGGCCUAGCGAGUGUGUUCGAGAGUGGGAAAGACCAAGCACCCUCCAAACCUGACCUCGCCUCCCUCAAGUCCCCGGAGAAGAAGGCGCCGGAGCCUAAACCUGUGAGUAUUGCCGGCAUCACCACCUCCAAGUUUGGCGGUGUUGCAAAGUUCAAGAAACCUGGGGACACGAAGAAGGAGGAAUCCAAACCAACCAUCUCCGAGGACAUGAAGAAGAGUAGCAAGGAAUCAGCAAAGAAGAAGGAUGAAAUGAACGGGGUAGCUGACAACACUGAGGUUAAGAAAACUGAGAAAACUGAUAAGAAUGAUAAGGAAUCGGCGAAGAAAACUGAAGAAAUGAACAGAGUCGCAGAGAACACUGAGAAUAACAAGGACAAGAAAGUGUCUGAGAAAGUUGAGAAGAGGGACAAAGAAGCAAAGAAGAAGGAUGAAGUGAAUGGAGUCACAGACAACAAAACAGAGAACAAGAUCAAGACUGCAUCCGAGGAAAAAACGGAGAAAAGUGACAAAGAGACGAAGAAGAUUGAAGUGAAUGGAGUCAUAAAUAAGACAGAGAACAAGAUCAAGACGGCAUCAGAGGAAAAAACGGAGAAGAGUGACAAAGAAACAAAGAUUGAAGUGAAUGGAGUCGCAGAAAACACUGAAAUUAGCGUGAAGCCGAAGAAGCCAUUUGGAAAGAAGGGAAAGAUUAGCAAAGAGUCGUCGCUGGAGAAGAAAGAUCAAGUCAACGGAGUCACUGAAAGCUGUGAAAUCGACCAAGAGAACAAGAAGUCGCCAGACAAGACCAUCAAAGACCAGUCCGUCAGGAGGAAAGAUUACGUUAACGGCCACGUGGAAGGCAUGGAAGACAACCUGGAGAGCAAAACACAGUCGGUAUCCAAGAAGACAGAGAAGACCGGCGAGACGACGCCCUCGGUGAAGAAGAAGAGCUACAUGAAUGGUAUUGCUGAAAGUGUUGCAAUCGAUGGAGUUAAGAAAGCUCACAAAACAGAGAGUGAAAUAGAUACAUCUGUGAAGACAAAGGAAAAGCCUGGGGUAGAUGUGAAGAAGGAAGAUACAGCGACCGAGAUCCCCCAGACACUCACUAACGGGGACCUGGGGUCGGACGAGAGUAGUCUGUCGUCCGCCUGCGAUUUCGAGGUGAAAGGCGCCGCCACAGCCGCACUCGGCGCCUCCGUCACUGCGGCGGCUGCAGGGCGUGGCGAGACGGGACAGGGAGCCAGGCCCAAGGGAUCUGUCAAACCUCUCCCUGCCAGAGAGGGAGAUAACGAGUCUAAAAUUACCUUAGGUCGGUCAGAUUCCGCCAAGGGCACCAAGGACUCCACGGAGAAGGAAGCUGUCUCCAAGGGUGUGAAGGGCAAGGUGGAAGGCAAAGCGGAUGCCACCAUUGCUCCCACAGUCAAGGGCAGGGAGGCGCUGGCCACCAGCGCGGAGGUUGCCAAAAAACACGCUGCCAAACUUGAUAAAUCGCAUUCAAAGCCCACGGAAGUUGUGGCCGAGCAGGAAGUAACACCCACAGGAGGCGCCGCAUGUCGGCCGCAGCCUGGCGAUGAGGCCAGACCAAAGGAAAACGAUAUCCAGGGGAAAACUGAAUUUAUUGCUGCCCCAAAGACUGAAGGUACAUUGGCUGCAUGUGUUGACCAAAAGAAUAAAACGGAAGCCACGCCCGUGCCGCAGCUCGCGCCUCAAGCAUCAAAUGACACUGCCGCAGGCAAAGCAGUGGCCGAGGCAGUAGUGCAGGCAGCUGGCGGUGCGGAAGCCCUCGUAACGGUGACCACUGCCCAAACCCUCAGGGAAGCCCCUGAGAUCACAACACCCAGCUUUCUCGCACAGCAGACCAGCACUUCCCUGUCACUGGGACACAAACCUGAGGGCGAGAAGAUAGAAAUAAGAGUGAUCCCCAAGGCCACCAUCGCUGACCAGCCGCUCACCAAAAUAAAAGUUAUCGCCAACGCCACAGUGUCUGACCAGCACUUCACCCUCGCCACGGCUGCCCGCGAGGCCUCGCAGGACGCCGAGGGCCGCCAGUCGUUGGCCGUGGGGCGCGUCCCCAGCAGCAGCUCGGCGCCGCAGCUGUCCAUGCUGGGCGCGUCAGGAUACUCCUGGAAGACUAAUCGAAUACGAAGAAAGCUGAACGACGCCAUCGAAAACACGGAGACCAUGCUGCCGCGCCUGGAGUCCGAGGUUGAGGACUUGCUGCGAGAGGCGGAAGACUACCUGGCUCCAGAGCGGAGGGCGCGGCGCUCCUGGACACCCACUUUCCCGCGCAUCAUCACCAGAGGCUCGUGUCCCGCGCUGUCGGCAAGGCGGGCCAGGAGCCACGGCGAGGACGAGGACGAGGUGUUCGAAGACGCCCUGGACCCUUCCCAGCUGGAUACGCUCAUGCCGCUGCCGGACGUGCAGGCGGAGCGGGAGCGGCGGUCUCGGUCCCGCACGCCCAUGGAGGGCCCCGAGCGGUCCCCAUCCAACAACUCCAUGGUGGCGCAGGCAGAGGCGCUGCUCUCCGAGACUGACCGCCUGCUGCGACGCUCCCGCUCGGACAAGUCCCUGCGGAGGUCGUACAGCAGGUCCCUGUCCUCAGCGACGCUCAACAAACUGGCGGAGGUGACUGCGGAUCUGUCGGAGGAACACAAUACAGCCCAUCUAGCAGGGGAGAGACUGGAGGCGGAGCAAGCUGAGAGAAUGAAGCUGGAGAAGGAGGUGGAGAGACUACAGAACAACAUGAGGAUGAUGAGCACAGCGAACGGCAAGCUGGAGAUGGAGAAGCAGGCGUUGCAGAGCGAAGUGCUGAACGGAGAGGCGGAGCACGAUGACGAGGAGGCGGCGGACGCAUCUCUCUACCGCCGCAAGUACGAGUGGUGCCUGCGGGAGAUCGAGCUGCUCAAGAAACAACUGAAGCAGCAGCAAGAGGAUGACCUUGACCAUCUGCUCCUGCUGAAGAAACAACUAGAGAAGAAGGUGGCAGACGCAUACGAGGAGACAGAGGAGCAGCGUCAGGUGGUGGCUCAGGUCAAGAGGAAGUCGCAGAGAAUACAGGCAGAGAUGAACGACCUCAAAAUUCUACUGGAGGAACAGACUUCGAGAAACAACCUGCUGGAGAAGAAGCAGAGGAAGUUCGACCAGGACAUGAUGGCGGCGCAGGAGGAGCUGAGACACGAGCGAACCAACAAGGACAAGGUGCAAAGGGAGAAGGACCAGAUCCUCUCCGAGAAGUACUCCUUUGAGCAAGAGGUGGCGACGCUGAAGCUUGAGCUGGAGCUGAAGGAAGAGAAACUGACAGCCCUGAACAGACAACUGGAGGACCUCAACUUUACGGGCAAGUCUGAGGAGGAGGUGGCUGUCUUGAAGAAGGCGAAACAUGACCUUGAACUGCGCGUCAAGGACCAGGAGGAGGAGCUGGACGACUUGGCAGGGCAGGUGCAGAUGCUGGAGGGCGCCAAGGUGAGGCUGGAGAUGAGCAUUGAGCAAAUGAGGAAGGAGAACAGGCGGGAAGUGAGCCAGCGCGAGGAGGAGCUGGAGGAAGUGAGACUUUCAGCACAGAAGAAGAUCAAAGCCUUGGAGAGUCAGCUGGAGAACGAACACGAGGAGAGAACACUGUUGGUCCGCGAGAAACAUGAGUUGGAGCGUCGCGUGUCAGACCUCCAGGACCGCAAUGUGGGGCAGGUAGACGAGGAGUAUGUACACAAGCUGAAGAAGGAGCUGAAGAAGACCAAGGCACUGCUGCGGGACACCCAGACCAUGCUGGAGAAGAGCCAGUCAGAGGGUGGACAGAAGCUUCUCAUCAGGCAGCUCAAGACACAGCUGGAAGACGCUGAAUUCGCCAAGACAGCCGCCAUCAAGGCCCGGCAGUGUGCUGAGGCUGACCUGUCUGACCUCACGUCCCAGAUGGAGGAGGCUCAGCGGUCCAGGAAGGAGGCUGAGGACCGGUGUGCCAGGAUUGGGAAGGAAAGAGCUGAGAUACAAACACAGCUGGAAGAGAGUGAGGAGGAGGUGGCAGAGGUCAUGAAGAAGUACAAGUCAGUGGUGUCGCAGCUGUCGGUGGACCAAAUCACACUCUCCGAGCAGACCCAACAGAUUGCUGAGCUGGAGCAUGAAAAACAGGUGCUUCAUGAGCGCCUGUUGGAGUUGUCAAGCAAGGUGGAGGUACUGGAGGGAGAGACAGCCAACAUCCACACCCAGCGGCGCCUUGAGCUCAAGAUCAAGGAGGUGGAGUCCAAACUGGAGCUGGAGCAGACCACCAGACAGAGGCUAGAGAGUCAAAUUAGCAGACUAAAGGACCAGCUGGAGCGAGUGACUGGUGACUGUGACUCGGCACGGCUGAAGGAGGCUCAGGCAGUGGAGCAGAACAAGCGCGUUGCCCGGCAGUUGCGUGAUGCCAAGGAGGACCUGGCCACACUGCAGCAGCGCCACACCGACGCUGUCAACAAGAAGAGUGAGAUGGAGAAGCAGCUGGAGUUGGCAGAUUCUGAAGUGGCCACCCUGAAGAGUGACCUCAAGUUGGCAUUCAAGAGAAUUGAGGACCUGCAGCAGGCCAUCCAGGGUGACCUCAAUGAUUCAGACUCGGACCUCUCAGACAGUGACAGCGACAGCGACGGCAGCUUGAGCUCUUAUCUGACAGCAUCUCUGAAACAGCAGAUGUCCUCCUCCAAUUCAACACUUCGCACUCCCCCCUCGGAAGUGCAUCAGUUAGACAGGGCGGAACAGCCCACCUCUCCCUGCAGCGAGGCGAUCAGUGAGGACCUGGAUGAGGCAGCGGCCACAAGGGAGUCUUUUGCGUGAUAGUUUGUACUUAGCUUAUACCUGAUAUAAGUAUUACUAUAUUACCAUUAUCAUCACACUGCAUAGAAUUUUAUAUGUGAGAGAUGAUAAAACUAAUAGGUGUAUUUCUGAAUUCUCUAGCUUAACUGAACAUUUCUAGGCAAAAAGUUGUGUUCCAGUGGUGAUUUGUUGUUACUGGAGAAGUGAUUGAGCUUUAAAUAGGUUUUGUAUAUGUGUACAGAGAUAUGAUGACAAUAGCUGGGUGAGAGGACGCUGCUGCUUCUUGAUCUCUUGCUACUUGGUGCUCUCCUCCUCCAGAAGGGUUUGUUUACCUUUUUUUUUUUUUUUUUUUUUUUCCCCUCACAUUAUAAGUGACAUUCCUUACGUGUCUCGGCUCGGUAGGUGGAUCAGCCACACGUUCCUUGUUCUUGUCCACUCUUCGUAACUUCAUGUUGCAACCUUAAUAUUCUUUUAAUUAUAAAGUAAAGAUGCAGUGGUGUGGUUUAUCCAUCUAUGGUAGUUGCUCACGAACAUCAGUUUGCUGCAGUAGUACAGUUCUGAACAAUAUUGACGUGAACACACAACAAACUUUGCCUCCUCACAUGGUUUACGAACUCGGUUACACAUGUAGACAGGAUCAGUACUACAACCAUGACUGACUUUAGUUUCUGUCCUGCCCACUGCAGCUCACAAGUGUACCUUUAGUCAGCAUUGGGUUGACUUUGGAGUUCACGAAGAUUAACUUAACGUUUUCUCACUCCUGCUCACAAUGCUGCCUGCACUGAGGCCUUAUUGCCGCCCCCAGGACCCUGCAUCCUCUGCCUCCCCUGUGGCUUGCUGUCCAGUUUGUUUUGUAUAUAAAAGCCUGUAAAAAUUUUGUGAAUGCAUAUUUACUAUGUAUAUAUGUCAAACUUGCCUUAGUUGUGCAUUGAAUGGCUGGGCAGCGCACCACAUGGGAAUUCCUGCUUGCUUCCCACCUCUUCCCAGUCUGAAGAGUGGAGACAGCCCAGCUCUGGCACUUCCACCCUCUCUUCUCUCCUCCUGUCCUCCUCCUGCAACAAUGUACAGUGUCUCAGUUCCUCAGGAAGGUGUUGAUGCCAGGAGAAACACUUCACUAAACACUUGUGGUACAUCUUUGUACACAACAGACUCCUAGAUUCAAUAUUUGCUACAGUGAGAUUUACUGAAUUUGUACAUGCAUGCAGCAAACUUUUGAAAGCUCAGAUAUCCAAUAUUGACUGAAGUGAGAUUUAGGCAGUGAAUUUGUACAUACAGAAAUACACAAAUAUUCAGCAAAGUGAGAUUAAGAAUGAUGCAAACUGUAUUAAACAUACACUUGAAAAUGAAACUGUGCUUUGAAUAACCAAUUAAACAAACAUAAAUACCAAAAAAGAAUCACAUGUAUAUUUUUACCUAUCUAUAUAUUAGCCAUUUCAUUUAUGUAGCAAGUUAACCAAACUAGAGAGAAGCAAACGUGCAGACAAGCCAACAAAAAAACGUGCCAUUGUGGGGAAUUGGUUGACUACACUCCUCAUUUGAGCUUGACUUGUCUUGCCUUCAUGAAGCAGAACCACUUGACUGAUCAAUGAACAACUGUGACUGGUACUUAAUAUCGCCUUGUUCAUUUUGGCCAGGAAAGGAAAACAGAUAUAUUAUUAUGGUGUACAAGGCCUUGAUAGGAACUGUAUUACUGUAUCAAAAAGUAUAUCAUAUAGUCUAUACAUAUUUAUUUACUUUCUUGUAAAUUAUUUAUCCUCCCCUCACCAAUAAAGCUCAUGUAAGAAAUCAUAUCACAGAAUCCUUAGUGUAAGACAAAGGUUUGUAAUGAUUUGUAUGGAAUUUCUUUAUAUAGAUAUGUACAGUGGAAAACACAACUAACAGAUGAAA
Molecule: messenger RNA, 8587 nt
Organism: Scylla paramamosain (green mud crab)
Lineage: Eukaryota; Metazoa; Arthropoda; Malacostraca; Decapoda; Portunidae
Gene: Mhcl
Product: unconventional myosin-XVIIIa-like
Exons: 15
Coding region: 1004-6721 (1905 amino acids)
Biological process (GO): actomyosin structure organization
Cellular component (GO): myosin filament; myosin II complex; cytoplasm
Molecular function (GO): cytoskeletal motor activity; actin filament binding; ATP binding
Source: RefSeq, a predicted model, not a curated record